AUGCAGUUCGCUUUUGUUGGCUUGAUUUUAGUCGUCUGGUUUGUAUACCGGUUCUGGAAGUGGCACCGGCAUCCCCUCCGGAAGUUUCCAGGCCCUUUGUCGGCAUCAAUCAGUAAUUCCCUGUAUUCAUGGAACUUCAUGAGCGGUCGGCAGCCAUACCGGCAGCUCGAGCUCCACAAUCGAUAUGGUCCCGUUGUCCGGAUAGCUCCGAAUGAGCUUAGCUUCAACACAUCCAGCUCAUGGCGCGAUAUUUAUGGUAUCCGCAAGGACGUUGAACCGUUCAUCAAGAGCGAGUUCUACGAUGGAGGCAACUUCGCUGCAGAAGCCCUCUCCAUAGUGAGCGAGCGAGACCCGAAAAAGCACGCUGAAAUGCGCAAGUAUUUGGCGAGUGCCUUUUCUGACCGCACGCUUAAAUCGCAAGAGCCACUUAUAGCAGAGACGGUCGACAGAUUAGUGGAAAAGCUAAGUCAGGCCGGCCAAACGGCACAGGGUACCGAUAUGGUGAUGUGGUAUAAUCUUACGACGUUCGAUAUCAUUGGCAGUCUAGCCUUCGGACAGGAUUUCGGUGGUGUUGAGUCUGGCACUCAGCACUUUUGGGUUUCAAUUGUAACGAAGAGUCUCCGCUUGGGUGCUCUGGCUGAUUGCUUUCGACGAUUUCCAGCCCUAUCCAUCAUCGUUCAGACAAUAUUCUCUGGCAUGAUCAACAAGUUGAUGGAGGAGAACCGGAAACAUCAGAAAUAUACUGCAGAACUUGUUCAAAGACGGCUGGCCUCUCGCUCAGGGAGGAAGGAUUUUCUUACCAAGAUCAUUGAGGCACGAGCCGAAGCUAAUAUCCCCGAUGUGCAAAUUGCAGCUCACUCGUCUGACUUUGUAAUCGCUGGAAGUGAAACAACUGCGACCACCCUUUCCUGCAUGACGUAUUAUCUACUGAAAAACCCAGAGAUGAUGUGUCGUCUCCAGGUAGAGGUACGUUCUGCAUUCACCAGCUACGAGGAGAUCGAUGCAGCUAGCGCCGCCCAACUUGUCUAUCUCAAAGCUGUCGCGCAGGAGGCUAUGCGGAUGUACCCACCGUUACCGUUCGCACUGCCACGAGUUGUGCCUCGUGGUGGGAGCACGGUGGAUGGUCAUUUCGUCCCAGAGGGAACCAUCGUUUCGACCAGCCCCUUUGCGGCGAGCAUGUCGUCGUCCAACUUUUCUAAUCCCUGGGAAUUCAACCCAGACCGAUGGCUUGGACCUAGCAAAACCGACGAUCUCGAGGCGUCCCAGCCAUUUUCUCUGGGUUCACGGUCAUGCAUGGGUCGGAGUCUCGGAUGGAUGGAGCUGCAAACUAUCAUGGCAAAAAUUAUCUUCCGUUAUGACCUGGAACUAGUGGAUGAGAAGCUCGAUUGGCAGGCGGAGUCGCGAAUGCAUACACUCUGGGAGAAGCCAUCACUUAUGGUCAAAGUUCUUCCUCGGAAGGAGUAG
Messenger RNA from Aspergillus pseudotamarii, 1464 nucleotides. RefSeq names its product cytochrome P450. The record is from RefSeq and is a predicted model, not a curated record. Gene Ontology annotation, molecular function: monooxygenase activity; iron ion binding; heme binding. The transcript has 8 exons. NCBI's taxonomy places the organism in Eukaryota, Fungi, Ascomycota, Eurotiomycetes, Eurotiales, Aspergillaceae. The coding region runs from base 1 to 1464 and encodes 487 amino acids.